Molecule: messenger RNA, 459 nt
Organism: Capronia coronata CBS 617.96
Lineage: Eukaryota; Fungi; Ascomycota; Eurotiomycetes; Chaetothyriales; Herpotrichiellaceae
Exons: 1
Coding region: 1-459 (152 amino acids)
Source: RefSeq, a predicted model, not a curated record
AUGACCGCACUAGAAACCGAACCGGAAGAGACGUUGAUCCCAGACAACUUUUCCGACUUUUCGAACCCUGACCUGAUCGAAGCCAGUUUGGAUCCGCCAGUCCUGCAAAGAAAAUUGAUUGCCAUACCAACAUAUCAAACCAGAUCUGGGUACAGCGACACGGAGGAUGACUUGAGAAGACUGCCAACAAAGCCUGUUAUUAUUGCUGUGAUUGCUGCAGCCGCUCUCCUUCUGGCGGUGCGGCCCCAGCUUUUCUCUGACACCGUCCUUUGCCUGCUUCUAUUUGUGCCAUACCCGGAUUUUGCCAGACACUCGAGGUGGUGCAUUGUCCUGCCGCUUCUCAUCUACGACUCAACACAGGGGAAACUCGAAAGUGCUGUGCUUCUUAGCCUGCUGGCCACAACAACUUUCAUUGACUGGUCGUAUGCUUGGGGAGUGGUCAACAGGGGUGGCGGCUGA